This is a messenger RNA of Fonsecaea erecta, 1191 nucleotides long. RefSeq lists its product as hypothetical. The coding region runs from base 1 to 1191 and encodes 396 amino acids. The transcript is spliced from 2 exons. Gene Ontology annotation, molecular function: FAD binding. Lineage: Eukaryota; Fungi; Ascomycota; Eurotiomycetes; Chaetothyriales; Herpotrichiellaceae. The record is from RefSeq and is a predicted model, not a curated record.
AUGGUUGCAGAAACAAGAACACCCGACAUCGCCAUUGUAGGCGGUGGGCCAUGCGGCCUAGCAUUGGCGGGAAUCCUGGAAAGAAAUGGCUUCGACAACUACAUUCUCUAUGAGCGUGGUUCGCGAGAGGAAAUCCCAAGGGGCGGCUGUUUAGAUCUUCACACCGGCAGUGGGCAGAGGGCCUGUCGCGAGGCAGGCUGCUUCGACCUGAUGCGAAAGUAUGGUCGGGUUGGCGAUGCCACGGAAGCCUGGGUAUGGAGUCAUACAGGCAAUAAGAUCGCCUCAUGGGGGAAAGGUCGUGACGCGCCUGAGCUUGAUCGUUGGCAGAUCAAGGAUGCGUUACUGUCCACUAUCACCCCUUCGAAGAUACGAUGGAAGGCUGAUGUCACCAACUCGACCAGAGACGAGAAGGGGGUUGUGACGCUGCACUUUGCGGACGGGACAAGUGCUUCUGGGUUCAAGCUGGUGGUGGGAGCUGACGGAGUGCGCAGCAAAAUUCGACAUCUGGUGACUGAUGCGCAGCCAAAAUAUUCCGGCUACGGCUUCGUUACAGGCCAUAUCCUUCCCAGCAACCCGCUCUACCCUAAGGUAAAGGAGAUGGCUGGAGUCGGUCCGCAAGCAAUCUUGGGCAAGGGAACGUUCACUUGGAACCAGAUGCAAGCCGAUGAGAAAUAUAGAAUCGACUACGGAUUUGCAAGAGCUGGCCAGUUCGUGUUCGAGGAUCUCGACCUCAGCGACGAGGCGGCAGUUCGGAAGAUGAUGCUCACCGGGCCAUACUCGGACCAUGCCCCAAUAUUCAAGGAACUGAUCGAGGGCACGACUGGUCCUUUCCAUCUAUGGCCGCUGUGGUAUAUGCCCGUAGAGAGCCUCAACUGGCAAGCGAAGCCAGGAGUGACCCUGGUCGGCGACGCAGCACAUGUGACAACACCUCAUGUUGGCGACGGAGUCAACCUGGGAAUGCGCGACACCAUCAUUCUGGUGGAGAAGCUGAAACAAUUUGGCAUUACCACCGAGGCAAUUGCGGCCUAUGAGAAGGAAAUGUUUGAAUUUGCCAUCGAUGUCAUUGAGCGAAGUCUGGAAAGUGCUACUUACUUCCACCAUGACAAUGCACCGGACGCCUUCUUCGAGGGAAUGACAAAUUAUCAAGCGCGCACUGGGCAUUUACUGAUAGGCAAGACAGAUGACUACUAG